Molecule: messenger RNA, 926 nt
Organism: Pseudonaja textilis
Lineage: Eukaryota; Metazoa; Chordata; Lepidosauria; Squamata; Elapidae
Source: RefSeq, a predicted model, not a curated record
UUUCCUUUCUCGGAUUCCACAACCAGCUGCUGAAAAUGGCCCUGCAGUCGCCUUAUUGCAAACCGACUAUUCCUUUUAGUGGUCCAAUUCAUGGAGGCCUGAAAGAUGGGAUGACCAUAUUAGUCAACGGAUGUGUUUUGAAGGGCUGCAGAAGAUUCCGGGUUGACUUUCAGUGUGGCAGUUGCCAAAUGUCCAAACCAGAUAUCGCUUUCCAUUUCAACGUCCGUUUUGAUCAGAACUGUAUUGUAUGCAAUUCACGCGAAAAGAGCAGCUGGCAGCAAGAAGAAAGGAAAUAUGAUAUGGUUUUCUGCACAGGGCUUCCUUUUGAGAUCCAGUUUGUUGUGAACAGCUCCUCCUAUGAGGUUCUAGUAGAUGGAAAGCUGUAUUUGGAAUUUAGGCACAGGAUCCCUCUUUGCCGAGUAGAUACCAUCAGAAUUUCAGGAGAACUAGAUGUGGAGUCAAUCAGCUUCCGAGGUUCAACUCCAAGUUCCUAUCCCAUUGGACAAUGCUUUCCGCCACGGAUGUAUCCUCUCCCUUACCGAACUACCAUCUGUGGGGGCUUUUCCCCAUCCAAAUCAAUAAUGGUCUCAGGUUCUGUGUCUCCUUGUGCUCAGAGGUUCGAGAUCAAUCUGAAAGUGGGGAACUGUAUUGCUUUACAUAUCAACCCACGGUUUGAUCAGAAUGCGAUUGUUCGAAACUCUCUGCUCAACACGUGCUGGGGCUCAGAGGAAAGACACCUACCCUGUGGGAUGCCUCUGAUGCGUGGCCACCCCUUUACCAUCCGGAUUCAGUGUGAAGCACACUGCUUUAAGGUAGCUGUGAACGGACUUCAUCAGCUUGACUACAACCACUGCAUACAUAACCUGCUUCAGAUAAAUCUGCUCGAAGUGGACGGUGACGUAACGUUGGCCAACAUCCAGGCUUAA